CCUCAGCCCUGCUGAGCUAAUGAUGCUGACCAUAGGAGAUGUUAUCAGACAACUCAUUGAAGCCCACGAGCAGGGGAAAGACAUCGACCUCAACAAGGUGAAAACCAGGACAGCUGCCAAAUACGGCCUUUCAGCACAGCCCCGCCUGGUGGACCUCAUUGCUGCGGUCCCACCCCAGUAUCGCAAGGUCUUGGUGCCCAAGUUAAAGGCAAAACCCAUCAGAACUGCCAGUGGGAUCGCGGUUGUGGCUGUGAUGUGCAAGCCCCACCGGUGUCCACACAUCAGUUUUACAGGAAACAUAUGUGUGUACUGCCCCGGCGGCCCCGAUUCCGACUUCGAGUAUUCUACCCAGUCCUACACGGGAUAUGAGCCAACCUCCAUGCGAGCCAUCCGUGCUAGAUACGACCCUUACCUGCAGACAAGACAGCGAAUAGAGCAGCGCGAGCCUCCCGUUCCGGCGCAGCACUGCCUGGAAUUCAUGUUCACGUGCAUGCGAGGGAGGGGUCGAGGCUUCUUUGCCCCGUAUGGGUAUUCUGAGAGGAGCCUCACAAAGUGCAUCGGCAUCACUAUUGAGACCAGACCAGAUUAUUGCAUGAAGCGGCAUUUAAGUGACAUGUUGACCUACGGUUGCACCAGACUGGAGAUUGGGGUGCAGAGUGUCUACGAAGAUGUGGCCAGGGACACCAACAGGGGCCACACCGUGAAAGCCGUGUGCGAGUCCUUUCACCUGGCCAAAGACGCCGGUUUCAAAGUCGUGGCUCACAUGAUGCCUGACCUGCCGAACGUGGGGCUGGAGCGGGACAUCGAGCAGUUCACGGAACUCUUUGAGAACCCUGCUUUCCGUCCCGAUGGGCUGAAGCUCUACCCUACCUUAGUGAUUCGUGGGACCGGACUGUAUGAGCUGUGGCGGUCUGGAAGAUACAAGAGUUACUCUCCCAGUGACCUGGUGGAGCUGGUGGCUCGGAUCCUGGCCCUCGUGCCUCCGUGGACGCGCGUGUACCGAGUGCAGAGAGAUAUUCCAAUGCCCUUAGUCACCUCAGGAGUAGAACACGGUAACCUGAGAGAGCUGGCGUUUGCAAGAAUGAAGGACCUUGGCAUCCAGUGUCGUGAUGUGAGAACCAGGGAGGUUGGAAUCCAAGAAAUCCAUCACAAAGUGCGACCAUACCAGGUAGAGCUGGUGAGGAGAGAUUAUGUUGCAAAUGGCGGCUGGGAGACAUUCUUGUCCUAUGAAGACCCCGAUCAGGACAUCCUGAUCGGCCUCCUGCGUCUGCGCAAGUGCUCGGAGGAGACCUUCCGCUUCGAGCUGGUCGGAGGCGUUUCCAUUGUCCGCGAGCUGCACGUGUACGGCAGCGUCGUCCCUGUGAGCAGCCGUGACCCCACCAAGUUCCAGCAUCAGGGAUUCGGCAUGCUGCUGAUGGAAGAAGCAGAAAGGAUAGCGAGAGACGAACAUGGAUCAGGGAAAAUUGCUGUUAUAUCAGGGGUCGGCACCAGGAACUACUACAGAAAGAUGGGCUACCGGCUGCAGGGCCCGUACAUGGUCAAGACGCUGAAGUAGCGGCCGCCCGGCCCGGUCCCUGGCCGAAGAGACGGGCUCCCGUGUGCCGCAGAGGCUGCGCCCACCCCACUGCCCGCCGAGUCGGGGCGGCUCCCACAUUCCGCACGAGGCCUGCAGGUGACCGCUUGGACCUGGACACGGUGACAGGCCCAGUUCAUCAGCCCGCGUGGACACCGUCACUCACAGCUGUUGCCGUUGGGGGCAUGCACUUGGGAGAAGAUCCACAGGCCGUGGGGACCCUGCUGUGACCGCACGUGCCUCCCGGCGCACGUUACAGAGACGCGCCCCUCUGGUCACUGCUGACGACGGAAGGGGGGGGCAGUUAGGGCCCACGCACCACACUGGCCACAGCACACCCUCGUUCCCCUCUGAUUCCCACCCCGGACAAUCAGAUUGGCGUGGGCAGCGCCAGGCAGAGCUUGAGUCAGCGUUUGCUGCCAGCCCCUCCCCGCCUGUCCCCCUGGAGAAAGGUAAGACAAGCCGCUCGCGAAAACAAAGGCCGUGGACAGAGCUAGGCGCGAGAGCAGAUUGCCUGCUCAGAGGCCCGCCGCGUAGCCAGCUGCCCGGCGAGCUCGGAGGCGUGACCCGUCAGUGCCGCGCGUUCCGCCAGGCUUGUGGAAUAAAGUCUCCAGCACA
This is a messenger RNA of Condylura cristata (star-nosed mole), 2191 nucleotides long. RefSeq names its product elongator acetyltransferase complex subunit 3 (gene ELP3). The record is from RefSeq and is a predicted model, not a curated record. Lineage: Eukaryota; Metazoa; Chordata; Mammalia; Eulipotyphla; Talpidae. Gene Ontology annotation, biological process: tRNA wobble base 5-methoxycarbonylmethyl-2-thiouridinylation. Gene Ontology annotation, molecular function: iron-sulfur cluster binding; acyltransferase activity, transferring groups other than amino-acyl groups. The coding region runs from base 20 to 1555 and encodes 511 amino acids. Gene Ontology annotation, cellular component: nucleus; elongator holoenzyme complex; cytoplasm. The transcript is spliced from 14 exons.